Molecule: messenger RNA, 780 nt
Organism: Gossypium arboreum
Lineage: Eukaryota; Viridiplantae; Streptophyta; Magnoliopsida; Malvales; Malvaceae
Product: protein translation factor SUI1 homolog 2-like
Exons: 5
Coding region: 203-544 (113 amino acids)
Biological process (GO): translational initiation
Molecular function (GO): RNA binding; translation initiation factor activity
Source: RefSeq, a predicted model, not a curated record
AUCCCCCCAACUAACAAAUAUUUUUUAAUAAAAUAAUUUCUCAACCUUUCCUUUUAAUUCCAUCUCCACCCAAACCAAAAGCUUUAUCCGAUCUUUAGGGUUUUCUUCUUAUUAUCUAUUUGAAUUCUCUCAAGAAAGCCCUAAACACCUCGGAUCAGGUCUCAGCUUGUGGUUGUUAAGCCUAUUUGAUCAACUAAGUUUCAUGUCUGAUCUCGACGUCCAGAUUCCUACUGCCUUUGAUCCCUUUGCUGAUGCAAAUGCUGAGGACUCAGGUGCCGGUGCAAAGGAGUAUGUGCACAUUCGUAUUCAGCAACGCAACGGUAGGAAAAGCUUGACGACUGUCCAAGGGUUGAAGAAAGAAUUCAGCUACAACAAGAUACUCAAAGACCUCAAGAAGGAGUUUUGCUGCAAUGGUACUGUGGUCCAGGACCCUGAAUUAGGGCAGGUUAUUCAACUCCAAGGUGACCAGCGCAAGAAUGUCUCAACCUUCCUUGUUCAGGCUGGCAUUGUGAAGAAGGAAAACAUCAAAAUCCAUGGUUUCUAAAUUGCAUCUGCUUAUGGUUUUCUGCUAAGUCACCUGUGCCUCGUGUCAAUGCAGGAAACACAACUUGAUUACAACUUGAUUAGAAUCUAUAUAGUGUUAUGUUUUCUUUAUGUUGGUUUGAUAAAAAACAAAUGCAACUCUUAUUUAUUGUGUUUUUCAGUUCAUUGGAUGCUGUAUUGUUUGAUGAUUAUGAAAUUUAUGGAAGUUUGGUUCUUUAUAAUUCAAAGUUAAAACAA